AUGCCUGGACCCUUCCCACCUGCUGCACCCACCACCCCGUCUCGUGCAGGGACCACUGCCUCCCUGCUGGGCAACAUACCGCUGGCCAUGCUCCUUGUGGGCGCGCGGGGGCCAGGGCGCGGGGGGACCACUGCCUCCCUGCUGGGCAACAUACCGCUGGCCAUGCUCCUUGUGGCGAGCGCCAAGCUCUUCACGCCAGCCCGCCCUUCACCGGAGCAAGCCUCUGCCCCGGGGCAGCGACGCAGGGUGCGGCCCGUGUCCUCUCCGGGCGCGGUCCCUCCCGGCGAAGACCCGCUGCCCACCCUCCGCACACCCCCGCCCCCGACCGACUGGCGGGAGGCCGUGGGGAGCGACGUGGUGGCGCACGCCUGGCACCUCCUCUGCGGCUCCAUCGUCCAGGAGUUCAUCUACGACGUGUGGUACUCGGCCGUCACGCCAGACUGCGAGUUCCCCGCCAAGAUCCGGGCCCUGCUGAACGACGCCUUUGGAAAGCUGGCCGCGCGCUCGCGGCGGGCCGACCUGCGUGCCGUGCUGAACGACCUGUCUGAGCUGCUCAUGGAGCAGAUUGACCUGUAUCGCGACACUCGGGAGUCCAUCCAGCUGGCCGCCCGGUGCGGCCUGGCCCUGAAGGACAUGCAGCCCGCCGCCCGCGAGCGCGCCUUCCAGAGGGAGAUGAAGGCGGAGAACAACCUGCACCCAGCCAUGCACAGCCCGCAGGGGCACUACCUGAUGCUGCGCGCCGUCUCCCGUGGGAUUGCGCGCCUGCUCCUGGACCCCAAGGACAUCCCCACCCGCUGCCCCAGCUUCACCGUGACCUCCGAACUGCUGGCGGCGGUGGUCCUGCGCCCGCUCAUGAUGUUCUGCCACCCCUACCACGUGAACAAGGGUCUCUACGUCCUGCUGUCCGCCACGCAGCCCGGGAAGAAGACGGCGUCCACCCCGCCCCGCGACGGCCAGACCCCCGUCCUCAAGGCGGCACUAUCGGCCCACUCCCGCGGCAACUGGGACUUUGAGCAGCGCCUCAUCGUGGAGAGCGGGCUGGCCGCGCAGCGUGCCCGUCGUGGCGCCGCGCUCCAGGCCGGGCCGGGGUCCCCCUUCCGCGGCAGGCUGCGGGCGCGGGUGGUGGUCGCGGACCUCAACGCGGCGGGGGGUAAGGACUAUGUCGUCUACCAGGUGCGCGUCGGCGACGACGUCGGCGAGUGGACGGUGGCGCGGCGUGAGUCCAACCCCGUGAGACGCAGCCUGUCUCUAACAACCCCCAUCCUCAACGUCAAGGACAUGCUGUCAGACGUCACCAAGUCUGCAGUCCAGGCAUCGACGGAUGCCGUCCUGGACAGCGCCAGCGUGUUCAAAGCAGGGCUCAAGAAAGGCAGGGCGCUGCCCAUCUUCCCCAGCUCCUCCAGCCUGACCUCCAGGGGGGCCAGCGGGGGUUCAUCCCUGAGCCACGCGGGGUGGAAGUCCUCUGACCCCAGCUUCGACGAGGCACACGGGGACCACACUGCCAUCCAGGCCGCAGACGCAGCGCUGCGCAGGGAGCGAGGCGUCUCCGCCCCGCUCUACGAGCUGGUGGACUGCGUGUUCCAGCUGGCCACCCGCGGCUUCUUCCGGCGCCAGGUCUUCGCCGUGGCGCGCCAGGUGCUGUCCCUCGUGGCCGGCACCACCAUCGACGAGUACCUGACCGCGCGCCUGCGCUCCCUGCGCUCCGAGCACACCAUCGGCCGGGCCAUCGCCGGCAUCCAGGCCGCGCUCUGGCCGGGGGGGGUGUGGUACCAGGCCACGCCGCAGUACCGCGCGGUGCAGGGAGGGUGGGUGGGAGCGGGAAUCGGGGUGCUGGGCGCUGGGGGUCCCGGGCCUCGCGCGCGGCCGCCCGCCGCGCGCGCCGACAGCUUCCUGACCCCGAACGGGCCCCCGCCGCUGGACGCUGAGGAGGUGCGGGAAGCCGUGGCGCAGCUGCUGCUCACGUGCGCGCCCGCCACCCUCGUCGGGCUGGUGGGCAAGUCUGCGUACACCAGUGGCAUGGAGGACGUGAUCGAGAUGAUGCAGAGCGAGACGCUGAUCCUGCAGCUAGGGUACGGCGCGCUGGAGAUCCUGGCUGUGCACCUCAUGCCCGAGCUGAAGCCCUUGUUCCUGAGCCUCAAGCAUGGCGGCCUGGGCAGGCCAGAUGCUGAUGAGGACGGGCCAGACAUGUAA
Messenger RNA from Auxenochlorella protothecoides, 2190 nucleotides. RefSeq lists its product as hypothetical. The coding region runs from base 1 to 2190 and encodes 729 amino acids. NCBI's taxonomy places the organism in Eukaryota, Viridiplantae, Chlorophyta, Trebouxiophyceae, Chlorellales, Chlorellaceae. The transcript has 13 exons. The record is from RefSeq and is a predicted model, not a curated record.